CACCCAACUCUCACUAAACCCUCGAUCCCCUUCUCUCUCUCUGUCCUCACUUCUUCACUUCACUCUCUCUUUCUCUCUCUAAAAAUCAGGGCUUUUUUCGUUUCUUUUUCCUUCUGUAAACCCUAGAAAUUUUGAGGCCCUUUUUUUUUUUUCCAUUUUUAAUCCAAACCCUAGAGAGCGACUUUUUUGGCUGGUCCAAUGGCGGAGUUGCAGCCACCGGAGGGUCAGAUCAACGGCGGAGCGGCGGCGGGGGUUUCGUCGGAGAAUAUUGGGGGGAAGCGACAGAGGAGGCCAAGCGUCCGAUUGGGGGAUAUCGGGGAUCAGCCGUACGAUUCGCAUGUGAAUCGGCGGAGCAACAAGCAGUGGAAGCUUCCAAUGGAGAGCGAUGCCAAGUACAGGAAGGAGUCUGGGAAUAUAGGUAAGGCCUCAAAGACUCGGCCUUUGAUGAAUUUGAGCACUGGCGGGGGUGAGUUCAGCGAAGCCCUAGAGGGUGAGGAUAAGGAGGGCAACUUGGAUUCUGUUGCGAUUGGGAGUUGGAAAGUGAAGGAUUCGAAGAAGCGAGGCCCCGCGACGAAGCGGGUGAGAUCGAAUUGGGUCUCCAAGGUGGACGAAGGCGGUGGCGGGGGUGGCGGAGGGGGAGGCGGCGAAGGGGAUGAGAAGUUCAGCGGAGGCGAAGACGUGGAUGAUGGGUUUAGGGAUUUCGAAAACGAGGAUUCUGAUAGCCCAUUGAAGGAACAAAGCCCAAUUCAUUCUCUGGAGAACAUGGCAGUUGACCAUGGGAAUGACAGGGAGGUCCUGUUUCAUGGGCAGAGGAGGCCCAUGCGGACUAGGGUUUCAGAGGGCAGGGACCAUGAGGGGGUAGAAUUAGAGGGCCCAUCCGAUACAGAUGCCAGAAACUGGAAUGCAGAUAGGAAUGGGAAUAGUGGGAGGGGGCGGUGUCAGUCCAGAGAAGAUGGGGUUAGAGACUGGCUGAAUGAAUUGGGGUUAGGGCGGUAUGCGCCGGUGUUUGAGAUCCAUGAGGUGGAUGAGCAGGUAUUGCCAAUGUUGACAUUGGAAGAUCUCAAGGACAUGGGAAUAAAUGCGGUUGGGUCGAGACGUAAAAUGUACUGUGCAAUUCAGAAGCUAAACAAGGGGUUUUCAUGAGUUUUCUUUAUCAGUCAGUGAAUGUAAUGACCAGAAAAACUCAGCCAUGGAAAUCAAAAGGGGUUUGAGCUUUUGUUGAUGAGGUCUGUUGAGAAGGAGGGGGGCCAUUCUUUGUCUUUACCGAUAUGGUCCGAGGCACUCUUUACUUGUGAAUAUAGUGGAGCUCAGUUGAUCAGUACCGAUGGAAAGUAGAAGGAGCUCCAUUAGGUCUGAACAAUGAAGAAGGUAAGAUCCACGAGCUGUUCUGAUGAGGCCUAAACACAUUGUCUUUUACAUGGCUGAACGAUGAAGAAGGUAAGAUCCACGAGCUGUUGCGAUGAGGCCCAAACACAUUGUCUUUUGCAUAGCUGAACGAUGAAGAAGGUAAGAUCCACGAGCUGUUGCGAUGAGGCCAAAACAAGUAUCCUAGGGUGGGGUAGUAGGUUAGUUCAUCACUCACCCCCACCCCGACCCCCAUUCCAAAGCCACUGAAUUGAUCCUGGUUGUGUUAUGGUAGGCUUGUGUUCUUCCAAUGAACAUGGUUAUCUAUUCAUCAUCCAAAUUGGGACACUCUUUUUAGUUUUUGGUUGAAAACAAUUUCAUUUCA
This is a messenger RNA of Vitis riparia (riverbank grape), 1729 nucleotides long. RefSeq names its product ankyrin repeat and SAM domain-containing protein 6-like. The record is from RefSeq and is a predicted model, not a curated record. The transcript is spliced from 3 exons. NCBI's taxonomy places the organism in Eukaryota, Viridiplantae, Streptophyta, Magnoliopsida, Vitales, Vitaceae. Gene Ontology annotation, molecular function: protein binding. Bases 199 to 1143 code for a protein of 314 amino acids.